Messenger RNA from Tarenaya hassleriana, 536 nucleotides. RefSeq lists its product as uncharacterized. The coding region runs from base 28 to 417 and encodes 129 amino acids. The record is from RefSeq and is a predicted model, not a curated record. NCBI's taxonomy places the organism in Eukaryota, Viridiplantae, Streptophyta, Magnoliopsida, Brassicales, Cleomaceae. The transcript has 2 exons.
AAAGAGAAGAAGAAGAAUUAUCCAUCCAUGGCUAAGAUCAAUUACUACGCAGCUUUGUUUUUAGUCAUCUUCGUAAUAUCAUCUGGUAUAAAGAUAGAGUGCAAAAACCAACCAAAACCGAACCAAGACGUGGGACCGGCAUGCGUUGUGGACUCCGACUGCGACGACUUUUGCGGGGGUCCCGACGGAGGCCAAUGCGACCUCGACGCUGAAGUAUGUCACUGCGUCAAACUUCGCUCUAAAUUCGCAGAGCCCCCCUCCAAUAACGGACAACCUAAGCCGAACCAAGACGUGGGACCGGCGUGCGUCGUGGACUCCGACUGCGACGACUUCUGCGGGAGUCCCGGCGGAGGCCAAUGCGACCUCGACGCUGAAGUGUGUCACUGCGUCAAGCUCCGCUCUAAAUUCGGAUACUAAAAUAAAUGUGUUGUGAUUCUUAUAUAUAGUUCCUGAAUAAAAAAUAAAAGCAUCAUCCAUCUAUAUAUAUAUAUCAACUUAUCAAGCAUUCAUGGAAGUCCAUGAACGCGGUUGCUUUC